AGGGACACGACCACCCCGUGGAGAAGCUUACCCCAUUAUUUCCGCAUGAUUUAUUACUCCGAACCUUUGCCUUCACGACGUUUUAAGUUGAAGUUACGCUAAAUUUAUUGAUCAUACAUUCAAUAAAUAACCACGACUUGCUGCCCCGCGAAUCAAAAUGACGAACGCGCGUAUCCGCGAACUGUCCCCGCAGGACCGGCAUGCCCGGCGGCACGACGCGGAGGGGCAGCCGCUGGAGAGCAACGAAGCGGACAACCCAACGCUGGAAGACCUCUGCACCUGCGGGCUCCACCAGUCGCCGCGCCCCCCACGGCAGAUGCGGAAGCCGCUGCCUUUCAACGGCAACCCAGAGAGCGCAAACUUCCGAGAUUUCGAUCCGGACGAGAGAAGAAACGCGCUGCGACGAGGUAUUGAUCAUUGUUUACAUGCGUAUCUGGUGGUGUGUUGCUUUGCAUAUUUUUUGUUUGAAGGUUUUUUUUCGGCAAUUGAUUCGCGAAGCUGUCUACGCAUACUUACUUACUUUUACUUACUUCUAUCUUGCAGCAGCUUCAGUUGUAAGUAUGAGAAAUUCCUUCCCUACUUACUCCUACGAAUGAAAAUACGAUCACUGCCGCAAAAUGCAGGCGACGUGAAUGCGAUGCGCGAGUCGGCAGAUUACCCCCUUGCGCAAGGCAAGAUGACGGCGGACAGCACGCAAAAGGAGGAUUACCGGCAGUGGCCUUUGGAGAAGCGGGACCCGCCACCGCCGGUGAAGCAGCGAAAACCCCUUCCGUUCAAGGGCGAGUCCGAGAACCACGCGCAGCACCGCGAGUUCUCCCCCGACGAGGCCAAGAUGGCGCUCCGGAAACCGUGCCCGCUGCACGACGGGGGCAACUUUUGGGACGGCAACAGCAACGACUACAAGACCACCGCGCAACAGGACUUUGACCCGAAACCGCUGGAGAAACGAAGUUUCCAAGAACCACCAAAAAUGCGGAAGCCGCUGCCAUUCACAGGUAUUGGGUUUUUGGCAGACGCACCAAUUUUUAGGGGCAUGUUUGACUUUGAAGUAAUUUGUUUCAUAGCAGGUUCUGACUUUAGCUUCUGAUAGAUUUUUCUCCUGAAUUGUGGCAUUGAAGAGUCGUGAUGUCGACGCUUCUCAGUAGGGGAUUUUUCUUACAUGAUGUCCACGACUCGUGGUUCAUUUUCAAAGCCGCGGGUAGGUACACAUGUUCUUCUUGGAUCAGAAUUAUGAAUACUGUUUGGAAUAGAAAAUCUUUAAUAUCACAUCAGGCCAAGCCCUUUCAAAGCAGGAUUUCCCGAACUGGGAAACCGACGCACGGCGCGAGCAGUGCUCCCGCGCGAAAAAGACCUCCGACGACAACCCGUUGACGCAGCGGCUCCACGCGCACGGGGACUACGGGAGCGAGUAUUUGAACCAAUUUACCGAGAAGGAGAUGGCGAAGCCGACUUUUUCCCCCCCGCCGCCCCGGCGAAAACCUUUGCCCUUCCAGGGUACUUCGGAGGCCAGCGCCCAGCUCCGCGAGUUCUCCCCGGACGAAGCGCGCGACGCGAAGAGACAGCUGUGCCCCAUGAGUCCCGGGGGGGAGUUCUGGGACACCCACAAGGGGCAGUGGGUAACCACCAACCAGACGGAUUUCGACAAGAAGGAGCUCGCGAAGCCCCUGCCAAGGCAAGAAGUUCCAAAGCGAAAACCGCUGCCCUUCACCGGCGACGCGCUGUCGAAGCAGGACUUCCAGCAGUGGGAGGGGGACCAGCGGCGCGAGCAGUGCACCCGGGCCAAGCACGCGUCGGAGGAGAAUCCGCUGAUUGAUAGACUGACCAAGAAGGGCGAGUACGAGAGCAGCAGCCGAAACGCGUACCAAUACAAGGAGUGCGCGGCGGCGGUGUUGCUGAAAGAGUACCCGCUGGAAAAGGGGCAGAUGGUGGGAGACGGGAAGAACCACCUGUAUUGGGACGGGAAAAACAAGAAGUGGUUUUGAGAGUGGGGGCCACAUCAAGAGAUAGAAGAUUUGCAGAAGUUUUAGCUGCGCACCUUUUCGUGGAGGAGAUCCCCUGUAGAUUAUUCUGGUUUAGUAGUUCUUUUCCUUCUAUUUGAGUUCUUUAUCGUUUGUUGUUCGCGAGAGUCGCGUCAUUUACGAAUACUUUGGCUUUACUAGCGCGCUGCACCCCAUCAAAACAUCCAUGUUUGCGAAUGACUGAGCCAGUUCUUUCGGCUCUAGUUCAAUGAAAACAAGUGCACGACGACGUUGACGACUCAAAGAAUACCUCGUCCAUUAAAGCUCGCUUCUUUUGGAUACGUACAGCUAGACCGCAACGAACCGAGCCUGACUUUUGUUGCAGAGCGGGCGACCUUUGUUCCUGAUUCUACGUACAGUGCCACGGCUUCACGCCUUUUCUGAAAACAG
Molecule: messenger RNA, 2408 nt
Organism: Amoebophrya sp. A120
Lineage: Eukaryota; Dinophyceae; Syndiniales; Amoebophryaceae
Source: the annotation of a GenBank genome assembly